GGUCUAUAGCGGCGCCGAGUUGCGCCAAUCCGGCUGGUUGCAAGGCUGUUGACCCAGUUAAUGGUUAUCAUAAUAAUAAUAUUCUAAUAUUGUUUUAUCCGCUACGCGUACCACACGCUGCGACGACUCCGACCACGACGACGACGAUCAGUCCUCGCGAGUCACCAGAACGGAUACAAUAUAUACAUUUAAUAUCGCACGGGUUUGCAGCAGAUUCCUAUAACUAUGGCUCGGUGGCGCAUGGUCCAAUCCGCGACAGCACCGUUCAUACACAUAACUUCAUCCGUCUCAGUGCACUUGCUGAUAGCUGCGGUGACGGCUCUGUCUUCAUCGGUGUCAGCUUCGGGAUGGACCAACUCAACGGACGUGAUCCGGGUAGUUCAGUUCAGCAACAGUCUGGUGCCUCCUCUCUUCAACCACUAUUCCAGAGGCCGAGACAACCUGGUUCUGGCGCCUUUCGGGGUGGCAACUAACGUGGCCAUGAUGCUGGAAGGCUUGCAAGGUCGGGCCGCCGAAGAGGUAACCGCGCUGUUCCGACUCCAGGCAAAGGAAGUGCGCCAACAGCUGAGAAGAGGUUUUAAAAUGAUUUUUGAUACGUUUGGGGAUGAUUCGGACGGAGAUUUUGCCGGAUCCUACAACAAAGCAUCUGUGACCAGUUCCCGGGUUAUGCCAUCGUCAUACAUAAACAGACUUUCGAAAUAUUAUCAAGCUAACGUUACCACGAUGCGGAGCGAGAAUUCGAAUAACAGCUUAACUGAUAUUUUAGAAUUACGGAGUGACACAGGAAUAAUAAGUCACUGGAAAGAUUACCAAAAACUAGCCACGUACACUUACUUAUCGUAUCAACCAUCAGCACCGUUUACCAAAGCUGACGGUUCAAUUGUCCACGUCCCAAUGAUACCACAGACAGGAAUGUUCAAAAUCGGAUACGUACCACAACUCAAGUGUUUAGCUGCUGAACUAAUGUUUGAGGUAAGCUCGUGAUUAUUGUUAGAUACA
This is a messenger RNA of Acyrthosiphon pisum (pea aphid), 999 nucleotides long. RefSeq lists its product as uncharacterized. The transcript has 5 exons. NCBI's taxonomy places the organism in Eukaryota, Metazoa, Arthropoda, Insecta, Hemiptera, Aphididae. Bases 226 to 984 code for a protein of 252 amino acids. The record is from RefSeq and is a predicted model, not a curated record.